GCGGGGCCGGGCCAGCGCCGGUCACAUGGCGGGGAGCGGCGGCGGCGGCAGCCAGCGGAGCGGGGGGGCCGGGGCGGCAGCAUGGCCCUAGAGGACCCGUUCUCUGCCGUGCGGGGGGAGGUGCAGAAGGCGGUGAACACGGCCCGGGGGCUCUACGAGCGCUGGUGUGAGCUGCUGCGGGAGACGCAUGUCGUCAGCACGGAGGAGUUCGACUGGACCACCAAUGAGCUGCGCAACAGCCUGCGGAGCAUCGAGUGGGACCUGGAGGAUCUGGAGGAGACCAUUGGCAUUGUGGAGGCGAACCCUCGCAAGUUCAGGAUCGAAGCCAGCGAGCUGACGGAGAGACGGGCCUUCGUGAGGCAGAUGCGGGACUCUGUCAAGGAGAUGCGGGAUCACAUAUCCAGCCCGUCAGCCCUGGCCUUCGCCGAGCGGAAAAACAGAGAGAUGCUGAUUGGCGGGGGGGCCAGCCAGAAGCCCCCCCCGGAGCAGUACGGCCAGCUGCGGGAGGAGCUGGUGUCAGCCAAUUCCCGCUAUAUUGAGGAACAGCAACUGCACCAGCAGCUGAUCAUAGACCAGCAGGACGAGCAGCUGGAGCUGGUGUCGGGGAGCAUCCGGGUCUUGAAGCACAUGUCGGGCCGGGUCGGGGACGAGCUGGACGAGCAGAGCUUGAUGCUGGAGGAAUUUGCCCAGGAGAUGGAUAGCACCCAGUCCCACAUGGAUGGCAUGCUGAAGAAGAUGGCCAAGGUCUCCCACAUGACCAGCGACCGGCGCCAGUGGUGUGUGAUCGGCAUUCUGCUUGUUCUCCUCAUCGUGGUGCUUAUCCUCUUCUUCACUCUGUAAUCGACUGGCCAGGACUGCGGGGGGGGCACCACUCUCCUGACCAGCACCCCCCUCUCCAUGCACAUGCCUCCAUCAUUGCUUGGCAAGCAGCCCAGGAGCUGCCCUGCUGGAGCACAGCCCACCCCAGUGCCUUUCUCUGACCCUUGGGGCUGGCACCUAUGGUAAAGAAAAGGCACCUCCAGGUACCAGGGGAGAUUCCUGCUGGGAAUCUGAUUCAGGUCUCCCCUCCUCCCCCCCCACCUCCAGCCUUUGCUUCCACAUUGGGGGCUUGCAGUCGGGUACAGGGCUGGGGGUGUCCUCAGCCUGUAGGGGGCAGUAGUAACAUGCUGGAAUGGGGGGCACUUCUGAUCUCUCCACAGAUUUGGGAGGGAGGGGAAGCUAGUUCAUUGGUACCUGCAAAGCCAGGAGGGGAAAGGAGAAGCAGCUUGCCCAUCCCAUGUUCCAGGACGGGACAGGGCAGCACAGCCUGUGCCCCCAGGGGGCGCUGUCUUAUCAUUCCAGCAUCCUGCCGCCUGUUGCAAGCAGACCAAUUCUUACCAGCAGGGGAUGCAGACUCAGCUGGUAAUACCCUCCCACGCUGGGCUGGCGCACUGGGUGCUCUGUGGGUUCAGGGGAUGGUGACAGCUGCUUUUUAGGGCUCCCCCACCCUAAAGCCCAGCUGCACUUUGCCCGGCAUGCGCUGGCUCCUCGCCCCUCCCCGGCAGGGCCGUCGCUCGUUUUUUUGUACGAAAAGCCAAAAUAAUUCCUCAGGCGGGUUUUCAUGCGAAGGGCUUUCGGUUAAAGAAAUUGGGGGUUGUGUUGCUGGAUUUUUGCUGCCUUAGCGGGGAGGAAGAGACCUGAUGGUUGGUUUGUUGUUGUUAAUUAUUUGUAUUAUGGUAGAGUCGGGAGGCCCCACGGUGCUUGGUGCUGUACAAACAUAACCGGGAUGGACCCUGCGGGUGCCUCUGUCGCAAGGAGAGACUGCAGUGCAUGUUGGGAGAUGUUGUCUGGCCAGGGAGCAGGGCCCAUGGGGGAAAUAGGGGCAUGAGACACUCCUUUCUACAAUUCCCAUGAUGCACUAUGGCAGCUGGGAGAGAGUGCAGUGCAUCAUGGGAGAUGUAGUCUGGGCAGGGAGCUUGGCCCACAGAGGAAAAUGGGGGUGGGAGCGGCUCCUAGCUGCACAAUGUGUUACGGGAGAUGUAGUCCAGCCAGGGAGCAGGGCCUGUGGGAGGAAGUAGAGGCACAAAGGGCCUCCCAACUACAGCUCCCGUUUGACGUGGGCCUAGAGUCUCCGGCCUCGCCGGAACCUGAAUUUCUAAUGUAAAAAAAAAUCAAAUUAAUAUUUUUUUUUAAAAAACUUUAAACAAAUGCACAAUAAAGCAGCAAAACUGA
Molecule: messenger RNA, 2211 nt
Organism: Malaclemys terrapin pileata
Lineage: Eukaryota; Metazoa; Chordata; Testudines; Emydidae
Gene: STX10
Product: syntaxin 10
Exons: 8
Coding region: 82-840 (252 amino acids)
Biological process (GO): Golgi vesicle transport
Cellular component (GO): membrane
Source: RefSeq, a predicted model, not a curated record